CGACUCUUUUAUACCGAUCUAAAGCCCUUUUGGUCUUUUAAUUAAAGCAAUUAAAGCCCAUAAGAAAAAUCAACAAAAAUGCCUGGUGUCGAAGAUUGGAUGAACUGUCCCUUGACAAUCAUUCAACAUUUGUUUGAACAAAGUAAUGGUGGUUUUUCAUCUGAUCCAGUCAAAGAAUAUUUCUCGAAAAGACUACAGAGUGAAGAGGCCAGAUCAUGGGUUCCAUCAUUAAAUGAUGUUGCUCUCCACAAUCUUAAACCUAAUACAAUAGUAAAAUAUCGGUGUAUGAUACAGGACAUGUUUGAUCCUGAGUUAUAUUUAGGUGUAUAUGAAAUCAGUGAUCUAUCUAGUGGAGAAGAUAAGCUGGUGUGUGGUAAAUAUAAAGAUAUUGCCGAAUGCUCUCCUCAACAAGUUAUUAAUACAGACUCUAGAAGAAAUCAACCAAUGGAUAGACAGACAUUUUACUGUGUCCCUAUACCUGGUGAAUCAGACUGGGUCAAACUAGGUCAUACCAAACAGAACAAAUAUGAUAAAGAUACAGCAUCUACUCGAUCCAGACUAAAACGACCCUUGGAUGAUGUAGAUGAUGAGAUGGGAGGAGAGAAGCAUGCUAAUAUUAAUGGUGAUGAUGCUAAUCCUAUGAAUGGAGAUUCUGAUAAUGGUCCUGUCAACGGUAGUAAUGGUAUUAAUGGUAAUCAAGCCAAUCCAGUAAAUGGUAAUGUAAGAUGUAAACAACCAGAUUUAAACCAUCCAUUACCUGGUGAAACAGGACUUACCUGUCUUGUUAAGAUUUAUGAUGAAAUUGAUACAUUUAAAGUGAAUGAUUGUGUAGAAUUUAUUGGUAUUUUAUCUGUUGAUCCAGCCAUGGCACAAUUUGAAAAUUCAAACAGUGAAGAAAGUUUAGUACCAGAAUUUGAAACACCAGAAGAAAGACAAGUUCAUUCCCCACCCCCAUCAUUGGUGCCACGCCUACAUGUUUUAUUACAUACCAAAUUACAGCAUACUAAUCCUCUAGUACUAUCAGAUACCAAACAUAUAGAAUUUACUAUCAAAUUAAACCAAGUAAAGACAGAAGUGAGUAAAAUAAGAGAAGAGUUAUUAUCUACUUUGGAACAUAUUUUACUGGGUGAUAAACUAGCUGCUGAAUUCUUCCUCUUACAUCUUAUAUCUAGAGUGUAUGGUAGAGCUGAUGUUAUGCCAUUAGGUAAAUUAACUUUAAAUAUCAGUGGUUGUCCUAACUCUAGAUAUUAUGGUGGAUUAAUAAACAGAUUUAUAUCAGCUUUAGUCACUAAGUGUCAUCUAUUACCAUUGACUAUUAACAAUAUGAAUAGUAUGAAGUUAAUACCUAAGAAAGAUCUAAAAGCUAAUAGACUAGAGAGUGGUAUAUUACAGUUGUCUGAUAAUACACAUCUUGUUAUAGAUGAAACAGUUCUUGAAGCUGGUCAACUUAAUCCUCAAGGAGUAAAGAAUAUAACAGCUCUUGGAAAUUUAAUAACAUGGCAGAAAGUAGAAUAUGAUUUUACCUUUCAUUCACAACAGUUUCAAACCAAUGUUAAUGUUUUAAUUUUAUCAGAGGGCAAGUCUUUAUUACCAAGUGACUUCCAAAUACCUUUAGAGAAAAAAGCUUCACCAGAAGACAUUCAGAAGCAUUUUGAAGAAUUAGACAGUAAACUAAAUGAAGAAUGGUUAAACACAUUGAGAACAUAUAUUACUUUAACACAGUUGAUAGACUAUACUGUCUCUGAAGACUUACAAACAAUAAUUCAAGAUGACUUUGUUAAUUCAAGAAAAGAUAGUCCUAAAGCAAUGUCUAUUGAAGAUUUUCAUUCCUUAUUAAAUUUAUUAAGACUACAAGCUGUAAGUCAGUGUCAGACCAGUCCCACGCCAGACAUGUGGAAUAAGGUCAAGGCUAUGGAAGAAGAGAGGAAAUCAAGAUUAACUUCAACAGCUAAUACAACUAGUGCUACCAGUUAAACAAGUUUUAUUCACUUAAAAUUCACAUUGUAUAUCAGUUGAGGCUGCAGACUUAAUUUACAAUAGUCAGAUCAAUUGGUUGGUCUGAUAGAAAAUACUUGAUCUACUUUAAAAAUAUCCUGUUUAAUCAUUGACUUAAUCACUUGAUACACCAGUAUAUAUGUAUAUGACACUUGAGAUAAUAAAAGCCUUCAAAUAUAUUAAAGAUUGCAGUGUGAAGUGGUUAAAGGAAGACAGUCUUACUAUGUCUUCAAAAUCUCAUUUUGUCCAAUCUUGUCUCACUGAAUUUUUGUGACUCACCGUCAGGACUACUGGUUCAAUUCAUUUACUUGUACAUAUGGUCAAUUUGUAUAUGACCCAUUCGUAUCAUUUACAACAUCUUGUAUAUAGUCAAUCUGAUCUGUUAUAUACUGUUCUAAUUUAAUAUAUCUGUAUGAAAUAUGUUAUAAACAAUAGUUAUUG
Molecule: messenger RNA, 2436 nt
Organism: Lottia gigantea (owl limpet)
Lineage: Eukaryota; Metazoa; Mollusca; Gastropoda; Lottiidae
Exons: 16
Coding region: 79-1974 (631 amino acids)
Biological process (GO): DNA-templated DNA replication
Molecular function (GO): chromatin binding
Source: RefSeq, a predicted model, not a curated record